Molecule: messenger RNA, 4530 nt
Organism: Rosa chinensis
Lineage: Eukaryota; Viridiplantae; Streptophyta; Magnoliopsida; Rosales; Rosaceae
Product: pentatricopeptide repeat-containing protein At5g57250, mitochondrial
Exons: 8
Coding region: 109-3396 (1095 amino acids)
Molecular function (GO): protein binding
Source: RefSeq, a predicted model, not a curated record
UAGAAUCGGAUUAAAAAAAAAUUCUAUAUUUCAUUCGCAAAAGCUGGGUUUUAUUUGUAAUUAGAACCAGAAGAACAACGUUCCCCAAAUUCAAAAAAUCCACAAACAAUGCCUAAGCUUUCCUCUACACUCUUCUACACCAAACCCAGCCGAGCCUUGUCUUCAUCUUCUUCUUCUCCUCGUAGCAGUCUUCCAAAACUCCCACCUCUUCAAACUUUACUCAAACGUGGCUUCACUCCCACUCUCAAUUCCAUCAUCCAAUUCCUUCUCUUUCUUUCACAUACCCACAGAUUCAACACAGUCAUCCACUUCUUCUCUCAAAUGGAGUCGAACCAAAUCAAAGGCAACUCCCAAACUCGCUCAAUUCUCACAUGGGCUCUCCUUAAACUGCACAAAUAUGAAGAUGCAGAGCAUUUCAUGAGGACCCAGAUGGCCAAAGCUUCAAAUUUUCCGAGGAAUCGCAUGUGGGACACUCUCAUUCAAGGUCUCUGUAUCAACCAGAAAGACCCAGAUAAGGCUUUGCUGGUAUUACGGGAUUGCUUGAGAAAAUAUGGUACCUUUCCUUCUUCUUUCACUUUUUGCUCGUUAAUUUAUAGAUUUAGCUCUAUGGGGGAUAUGAGUAAGGCAAUUGAGGUUGUGGAGUUGAUGACAGAUGAGAAAAUCAACUACCCAUUUAACAAUUUUGUUUGUAGUUCAGUGAUUUCUGGGUUUUGUAAAAUUGGAAAGCCAGAAAUUGCUGCUGAGUUUUUUGAGAAUGCCCUAAAGUCUGGAGCUUUGCAGCCUAAUGUUGUGGUAUACACAGCACUUGUAGGUGCUCUUUGUAAAUUAGGAAGAGUUAGUGAGGUUUGUGAUUUAGUUUGUAAAAUGGCGAAGGAAGGAUUGGCAUUCGAUGUUGUUUUCUAUAGUAGUUGGAUUUGUGGUUAUAUUUCAGAAGGGAGUCUAAUGGAGGUGUUUCGGAAGAAGAGACAGAUGGUAGAUAAAGGCAUAAGACCAGAUACAGUUAGCUAUACUAUACUUGUAGAUGGGUUUUCGAAGCUUGGAGAUGUGGAAAAGGCAAUUGGCUUUUUGAAAAAGAUGAGGAAAGGUGGGCUAGAACCCAGUUUGAUUACUUAUACCACCAUCAUGUUGGGAUUCUGCGAGAAAGGAAAACUGGAGGAGGCAUUUGCUAUUUACAAGAUGGUCAAAGAUUUGGAAAUUGAAGUUGAUGAAUUUAUGUAUGCUACUUUAAUUCACGGGUUUUGUAUGAGAGGGGAUCUUGAUGGUGUUUUUCGUCUGCUAGAUGAAAUGGAAAAGAAGGGGAUUAAUCCAAGCAUUGUUACAUAUAAUACGGUAAUUAAUGGAUUAUGCAAAUUUGGGAGGACUGCGGAGGCUGAGAAGAUCUCAAAGGGCAUAUCUGGAGAUACCAUUACAUAUAGUACAUUGCUACAUGGGUAUAUUGAGGAAGAAAAUACCUCUGGGAUUUUGGAAACCAAGAGGAGAUUGGAGGAAGCUGGAGUCUUUAUGGAUGUUGUUAUGUGUAAUAUACUUAUUAAAGCACUAUUCAUGGUGGGGGCAUUUGAGGAUGCUUACAUACUGUACAAGGGAAUGCCAGAGAAGGGUUUGACUGCAAAUUCCAUUACAUACUGUACAAUGAUUGAUGGGUACUGUAAAGUUGGUAGAAUUGAUGAGGCACUUGAGAUAUUUGAUGAGUUCAGAAGGACACCACUUUCCUCAGUUGCAUGUUAUAAUUGUAUAAUAAAUUGGCUCUGUAAGCAGGGCAUGGUAGAUAUGGCCACAGAGGUGUUUAUUGAACUUAAUCAGAAAAGCUUAACUUUGGAUGAUGGUAUCUGCAAAAUGCUUUUGAAGGCAACUUUUAAACAAAAAAGUGCAACUGGAGUUUUAAAUUUGGUUCACAGAGUGGAAAAUUUGAGGCCAGGUAUGUAUGAUGUUAUGAGCAAUGUUGCGAUCAGUUUCUUGUGCAAGAGAGGGUUUCAUGAGUCUGCAUUUGAAGUGUAUGCAGUGAUGAGGAGGGAAGGGUCGGUUGCAACGAGAAAAACUUAUUAUUCAAUUUUAGAUGGUCUAAUUAAUGAUGGAAAAGAGUGGCUAACUCUGCCUCUUUUAAACAUCUUUCUAAAAGAAUAUGGACUAGUUGAACCAAAAGUAAGCCAGAUUCUUGCUUACCACAUGUGCCUGAAGGAUGUCAAUGAUGCUUUCUGCUUUUUAGAAAAGAUCAAGGACAGACCUACAGCCAUUACCUUGCCUAUUUCUCUUUUCAAGACACUUAUGAAGAAGGGUAAAGUUUUGGUUGCGUAUCAGCUUUUCAUGGAGGCUGAAGAUAGUGUACCCGUUCUGGAUGCAUUUGAUUAUUCGCACAUGGUUGAUGGCCUUUGCAAGGGUGGAUAUAUCAGUGAGGCACUAGAUCUCUGUGGUUUUGCUAAAUCUAAGGGAAUCACCCUGAAUAUUAUUGCUUAUAAUUCAGUUAUAAAUGGAUUGUGCCGCCAAGGUCAUCUUGUUGAUGCAUUUCGGCUAUUUGAUUCAUUAGAGAGAAUUAAUUUGGUACCCUCAGAAAUCACUUAUGCUACAUUGAUUGAUUCCCUACGUAGAGAGGGGUUUCUACUUGAUGCAAAGCAAUUAUUUGAAAGCAUGGUCCUCAAGGGGUUUAAACCGAAUACACAUGUAUAUAACUCUAUUAUUGAUGGUUUUUGCAAAAUUGGACAUAUGGAGGAUGCCUUGAAGCUUCUUUGUGAAUUGGACAUGAAAUCUCUUAGGCCUGAUGAAUUCACUGUUACUAUUGUUAUCAAUGGCUUUUGCCAAAAGGGUGAUAUGGAAGGGGCUCUAAAUUUCUUCACUGAGUUCAAAAGAAAUGGUACAUCACCUGAUUUUUUGGGUUUCUUAAAUUUGAUAAGAGGUUUAUGUGCCAAGGGAAGGAUGGAAGAAGCCAGAAGUAUCUUGAGAGAAAUGCUUCAGUCUCAGUCUGUCCUGGAGCUAAUAAAUAGAGUUGAUGUUGAGCUGGAAACAGAGUCAUUGGAAAGCUUGCUUGUUUCACUGUGCGAGCAAGGAAGUAUCCAAGAAGCAGUGACUGUCCUUAAUGAAAUCGCGUCCAUGUUUUUCCCUGUUCGGAGUUCAUCUAUUGAUCGCCAUCAAUCUCAUAAACUACAGAAGCCUUGUGACAGCGAGGAUCCUAAAACAGUUGCUUCAAAAUCUGUAACUUCCAUCAAUGCAGAUUCGGGUAUUCAGUUUUCUGGUCGGAAGAAAGUAGAGAAGGUGGCAAAAACUUGUGAUGUUAUAGGGAGUAGGUCUCAGUUUCAUGACUUUGAUUAUUACUAUAAGCAAAUUGCUUCACUGUGUUCGAUAGGGGAGCUACAAAAGGCUAGUGAAUUAGUAAAGGAAAUAGUUUCUAAUUUGGGCAAGAGUUGAGUCUGGCUACCUGACCUACGUUGGUGCUUCCUCUACCUUCAGCGAGGCACCAGAUAUCGUGCAUGCAACUGCAGCUGGAGUCUGGACAAUCAAGUAAUGGCUUGCAACAGAAUACUGUCGAGCUAAAAGGGUUCAGCUAAUUGAACUUCAAGCCUGACAACUGCAAACAGUGUUAAUGAUCGUUUUGGACCAGUUAGGCUCUUGAAUUGCUGUAGCAUUAUGAAGAUGAAACGGUCUGAAGGAUAUGUUGGCAACAGUGAAAGGAUAUCAGCGGCUCAGAAACUACUUACAUGGACUUAAAGGACAAAGGUCAUAGAUUCUUUUCGGUCUGAAAAAGGUCAAAUAAUGAGUUUGCUCCUGUGGUCUAACUGAGUAGUGAGAUUGAGAAAAUGGAUGUCGUUUUACUUCAUUUCCUUUGCACCAAGUUUAAACUGAUUUUGGAUUUUCUCCAUGCUUAGUGCUCUGCAUCUUCAUGGACCUUGGACAUGCAACCAAAUGCUGGUAGAAUUUAAUCCAGUCUGAUGGUGGAACUUUACGUCCAAUUUAAUCCUGUCUGAUGAGAUUGGGUUCUACCAUCUCUAAUAGUGCAAGAUGACAACAAGGCUGGAUUGUGCAUACACUGACAAAACUCCAUAUUUAGCAGGAUAAGCUGUCCUGCUAAAGGGAAUAUGGACCCGGGUCCGUGUGUUAGGGUCAGGUCCAGAGUUUGGAUUCAAGGUUCAGUCUGAGGGGGAAGGUUAAGCAGUCUUAUUAGAAAGGAGUAAUCUACCGAGGAUUCCAGCAGUAAUUAUGGAGCUGAAGAAAAGAGUUUACCAGUUUUGGGAAAGGAGUGAGAUGUAGAGCUGCAUGAUGGAAUAUACAAAAUUCUUCGGUUGAUAUGAGCAUCUGCACACAACAGAAUAUACCGUGUACAUCUUGGUUACGUUGCUCGGUCUUGUGUAUCAGAUUGUAGACUGUCGAGGCUUUCCCCCUUUCAUUUAGAGUUUCUCUAUCAGUGUUUAAUGACCUUUAAUGAGGCUAGUUUGUCGUGCGGCUGGGCCUGCUUCUGUUUUGUGUUGUUGAUUGUUAUAUAGGCAGACACCGGCAUAGAACAAUGUUUUCUGGUACUAUCUAAUCGAGUAACCUUUUACUGAA